CUUCAAGUGUCACGUGACUAUCAGCUGACCCCUUCCGGAAGAGUGGAGGGAUUGUCAACAAAAACCUCUGCAAAGUUAUGAGCUGAAAGUUGCGUUUAACUCUUUUACCCGUCACAUUUUGUAAAGGACACUUUAGCUUGUGAAAAGUCGACAGGUCGUUUCCCUUUAUGCACAAAGGAAUCAGCUAAAAGAACCCAAUAGAGUUGGGAAGAUGUCCACUACCCCUUCUGUCCUCCUAAACACUGGGGUUGAGAUGCCCAUCAUAGGUCUGGGUACAUAUAAGUUGGUAGGUCCUGAAGAUGUCUACCAGGCCGUGGAUGCUGCCCUGGUCGCUGGUUAUCGUUCCAUUGACAGUGCAGCUGUCUACAGGAAUGAAGCUGACUUGGGGAGAGCCCUGAAAGAGCUCCUACCCAAACAUGGCUUGGGUAGAGAGGAUGUAUUCAUAACCAGCAAGCUGGGCCCCAAGGAUCAGGGUGAAAGAGCCAUAGAAGGAGCCCUUCAAAGCCUGUCUCAGCUGGAUUUGGGUUACAUUGACCUUUACCUGAUCCACUGGCCUGGCACACAGGGCAUGGAUGUAACUGACCAACGUAACCCAGGCAACAGAGCUCAGAGUUGGUCCACACUGGAGGAGCUGCAUGCCCAGGGGAAACUGAGGGCCAUAGGAGUGUCCAACUACACACCAGCUCAUAUGAAAGAACUGAUGCAGAGCUGCAGAAUUCCUCCUGCAGUGCUACAGGUGGAGUUUCACCCACAGCUGUGCCAAACAGAGCUAAGGAAUGUGUGCCAGGAGUAUGGAGUGUGUUUCCAAUCCUACUCCUCCUUAGGAAAGGGAGAGCUCGUCAUUAACCCUGUUGUCAUGGAAGUGGCAAAGAACUGUGGACGUACUCCUGCACAGGUGCUUUUGCGCUGGGCUGUGCAGCAGGGGAUACCGGUGCUCCCCAAGUCGUCAAAUCCAGACAGAAUAAAGGACAAUGCCAGGAUUUUUGACUUCACACUGAGUGACGCAGACAUGGAUAAACUUUUAGCUUUGGACUGUGGGCACAAGUACUGCUGGGAUGCAUCACAAGUGGUAUGACAGGCCUCUAUUGGAACAAAUAUUGUCCUCUUGAAGCUGGCUGUUCUUCAGAUCUGACUUGCAGUGAUGCAGUAGUGAGACAUAACCAACUAGAACCGUGAGAAACUACAGUUCAGACACAGCUAGAUAAUCUGUAAUUAGCUUCUUCUGCACUGCAAGAAGACUUUGCAUGACAGAAAUAACUUGGCUUCUUACUUGCAUCUGAACGUAGGCAAAACAUUUGACUGGAAACAGUCUAUUGCUUUAGUUUAAUAAUGGUAUGAUAUUUUUUGUUGUCUCAUAGUGCUCUUAUAUCAAACUCUUACAACAAAAGGCCUUUCUUUUCUGUGUUUCGCGUCUGGUACGGUCAGUGAAUGACCAAUCGUCAAUGAUUAAAAUAUAAUAACUUGCAAAA
This is a messenger RNA of Notolabrus celidotus (New Zealand spotty), 1469 nucleotides long. Its product is annotated as glyoxal reductase-like. Gene Ontology annotation, molecular function: oxidoreductase activity. The record is from RefSeq and is a predicted model, not a curated record. The transcript has 6 exons. Lineage: Eukaryota; Metazoa; Chordata; Actinopteri; Labriformes; Labridae. Bases 212 to 1075 code for a protein of 287 amino acids.